This is a messenger RNA of Linum trigynum, 564 nucleotides long. NCBI's taxonomy places the organism in Eukaryota, Viridiplantae, Streptophyta, Magnoliopsida, Malpighiales, Linaceae. The record is from the annotation of a GenBank genome assembly.
AUGGAAGGUGAACGAGCCGAGGAAGCGGAGAAAUCAAAAGAGGAGAAAGCGAUAUUCGAUGCGUCGGAGAUAGAGUAUGUGAGUUACGCAGGCGAGCAUCACUUACCGCUAAUCAUGAGCCUGGUUGAUCAGGAACUCAGCGAACCCUACUCUAUCUUCACUUAUCGCUACUUCGUGUACCUAUGGCCCCAGCUUUGUUUCCUGGCGUUCCAUAGAGGUAGAUGCGUGGGGACGGUGGUAUGCAAAAUGGGGGAGCAUCGAAACACUACGUUCAGAGGCUACAUUGCUAUGCUGGUUGUCAUCAAUCCUUAUCGUGGGAAAGGCAUUGCUACUGAACUUGUUACCAGAUCGAUCAGAGUAAUGAUGGAAUCCGGAUGUGAAGAGGUAACACUGGAAGCAGAAGUUACAAAUAAAGGUGCACUCGCACUCUAUGGCCGACUGGGGUUUAUUAGGGCAAAGCGACUCUUUCGCUACUACUUGAACGGAGUAGAUGCUUUUCGUCUGAAACUGCGGUUCCCACAACUGGACAUGCACCCAGCUUACAUCGCUGUCCAGAAUGAGUAA